Molecule: messenger RNA, 953 nt
Organism: Danio rerio (zebrafish)
Lineage: Eukaryota; Metazoa; Chordata; Actinopteri; Cypriniformes; Danionidae
Gene: rrp7a
Product: ribosomal RNA processing 7 homolog A
Molecular function (GO): nucleic acid binding; RNA binding
Source: RefSeq, marked provisional
AAGAUGGCGCCGUCCGCGAAUAAAGACGCGUGCGUUAUUCCAGGAGGAUUUACAGUGCUCUCCCUCAGGUUCAGUGAGGAUGACUCUGCCGCUGCUCUUCAUCAGGUGUGUGUUAAAGAGCACAGAGUGCGCUCAGAGUCAAACACACACCGACCCGCCGACAGAACACUCUUCGUGCUCAACGUGCCGCCCUACUGCACACAGAGUGUUCUGUCAGGUGUGUUCAGUCGCUUCGGUGUGGUUGAGUCCGUGGAUGUGUGUGUGAAGCCCGGAGCAGCGGACAGCAGCGCCAGCGGAGUGUGUGAACUCUUCAGAGCCCCAGAACCACAGUGUUUCAGAGUAGCGUAUGUGGUGUUCCGGAGCGCAGCGAGUGUGAACGCAGCUAAACGUCACCCACUGCACGACUCGCUCAUCACCUCCACAGCGGAGAGACCCGUCAGAACCGGCCUGCGCAAGUGGAUCCAGCAGUACUCCGGGUCUCUGGUCAAGGCUUCGUCUCUUCAGGCUGCAGUGGAUCAGUUCAUGGAGGAGUUCGACACGCGCAAACAGCAGGAGGCGGAGCGUCUGCAGCAGGAGGCGGAGCAGCAGCAGGAGGAUGAGGAGGGCUGGGUGAAGGUGACGAAGGGCAGCCGCGGGGCUAAGGCCCGCCCACACACAGAGACAGCCAAUCAGAGGACACUGCAGAAGGAGGAGAAGAAGAAGCAGCGCAAGGAGCUCCUCAACUUCUACUCGUGGCAGCACCGCAACACACAGAGAGAGCACAUCGCUGAGCUGAGGAAGAAGUUUGAGGAGGAUAAGCAGAGGAUCGCUGUACUCAGAGCACAGAGGAAGUUCAAGCCCUACUGACUCACUAACCCACAAUCCCCUUCACCAGCGCUCCAUCUACCCACAAUCCCCCUGUCCUGUAGUGUUCACAUGAGCAGUGAUCAGAAAUAAAGUCUGCAGUGAGCGGA